This is a messenger RNA of Mercenaria mercenaria, 6041 nucleotides long. RefSeq lists its product as uncharacterized. The record is from RefSeq and is a predicted model, not a curated record. The transcript is spliced from 5 exons. Lineage: Eukaryota; Metazoa; Mollusca; Bivalvia; Venerida; Veneridae. The coding region runs from base 462 to 1175 and encodes 237 amino acids.
UUAAACUUGCAUAUCACCGUUGACUGAAAAUUAUGUCUCGUGAUCAUUAUUUAUUUUAAAUGGAUGGCACUGUAUGGAUAUCUAUGAACUGAUUGUUGAAACUUCAACGUGGGCCUGUUGGACGAUGUGUGGCUCUGGCUGUAUUUACCAUGCCUUAUGCUUGCAAGGAAUCUACCCUUACCAUUUACAAGAUAAUUGCAAAAGAAAAUAAAUCUAUUUCAAAAACGAAUUUGAUAAAUCUCAUGCAAGGGAUCUCAAAUGAUAUUGUUAAACGAAGAACUUGAAAUAGCUGCCUAACUCCCUGUAGGCUUUACAUUUUAUGAGAGCUCCUACGUCUUGGGGUAUACACUUAUUAGUUUUGUUUGAUGAGCUCUUCUUAAUGAAGACUAAAGCAGUGUUGACGGAAUAUGGCCAUUUAUUCAUGAAAUGACGGAAUAGUGUUGACUACAACAUUUGCUAAAAUGUUCUAUAACAAUGUAAAGAGGAAAAUGAAUACCUAUGUAACAAGAAAUAUUUUCAAUGAACUGCAAGACAGCAUUCAGAGAUUUUGUAGAUUUCCUCAAAGAGAUUAUUGCGCUAAAUUCUGUGCCGCAUCUGGGACAGCCGUUCUUUUACCGACUGCCUUUUGGCUCCAGUUUACAGCUUUAGUGCUCGAUCAGUGGGCUAUCGAUGACAGGCCACAGGCAUUUUCUUCGUACACACACAACAGCACAUUAAUUGACCAAUCAUUUGGGUGUGUCAGUCAAGAAUACUGGGAUAUAGAAAGUGGAUGUUUAUGUGCCCUUGAGAUAUCUUCUGUUGUACUGAUGGGUUUGCUAAUGAUUGCUGGCUUUGGAGUCUGCUGUAGAACUUGCUGUCGCGGUAUAACUGUCGAGUCUUGUAAAGUUUGCUAUAUGUGUAUCCUAUCUCUGAUGAGUCUUAUACCAGGCAUUUUAAACUUGUGCUGUUCUUUUGUUACUGUCAAAGUCGUCUCCGAACACAAAGAAGGACAGUUUACGUUCGGAUUUUCUUUUUAUACGUACACAGUUAUUGGAGGUGCCACAUUAGUGAUUUCGCUUGCCUCUGUAUGUGGAUACAUAUGUGUAAAGACGUUUGAGCUAAGGGAAGAUUAUGAGACUCAGAUAGGCAGUGACGACGGCGAUCGUGAAGGAGCCUCUCUUCUGAGUACUAAUUAGGUGUAGGAAUAUACAGUAGACAUGCAACGCCAACUCUCAGCAGGGAUUACCUCCCCUAGCGCAACAUUAACUAUAGUGAGGGAGAUAACUGCAUAGGAGACUGCCAAAAGAAUGAAUAAUGGCUUAAAAGGUAUAAAGCGAAAUCAUGUGUUUAAAAUGCUACAAACAUAUCAUGCAUAAACAGCACUGUUUGAUAAACAAUUAUAUGUUAAUAUGUACAAAACUGAUGUAUUAACACAAUCGUACUCUCAAUUAGACUGUGUAGUGACUAACUGUUUUGAAUUGUUUCGUAAAUUCGAUUCUAACACAACCUGAUUCAUUUUCCCAUAAAACAAAAGCUGAAAAUUGUUUGUUAUUAUACAAACAAUGACGUCACGAUUAUUACAUCAUAGAGUCAAAUGGUAUAACGGUGCACUGGAAAAGAAACAACAGAAAACAGGCAAAUAUUUGAUGGAUAUCGUCAAAGAUGUUCUCAAAAUCCUUUGUAACGUGUUAGAAUCGAGAUGAUAUAUCUCAUUUUGCAUUUUUAUCUCGAAUAAAAUCAUUGUUUGGAGUUCAGAUGCGUAUAAUUAUAUUAAUCUCGUGAUAUGAUAUAGAUCUAUUCGCAUCUGAACUCCAGUGGUUUCAUUCAAUGACAAAUCACAAAAUGAGAUGUAUUUUUUCUUAAUUAAAAUAAAUGCAAUGAAUGAUGUUUUGUAUUUCACAAGUUACACCCCUACAUCAAUCAAGGGAUGCUAGACCAAGCUAAUGUUUCUGUUAUUGCCUAUUUCGUUGAAAAUUCGGAUGUCCCGCAUGUCGUGAAAUUCAGUGUUUCGUAACCUGAGUUUGUUACAGCAUUAAAUUGUAACGGCUUAUUGUGAGAGAUUUGUAUGAUUACAACCCUCUUAUUUGAAGCAAACUCUUGCAAAUCUGAAUACGUUCAGUUCGGUGUAGGUUUGGGGAUGGGGGAGGGGGCUACUUGGGGAAAUAUCCAGCUAAUAGUAGUAACUGACAUUCUAAAUGGAAUGGUAAAAUCGUCUCUUUGUUUUAAAUAGGGACAUAUAAAUGUAACAUAAGUGCUGAUGUAUGAACAAUCAGGCCGCUUAAGCUAUGAAAUAAACAUAGAAACUAUACUGUUUUAUUUAUAAUUAUUUCGUGAAAGAACACUCCAGAUCAGUUUAAAACAUAUUUUUUCUUUACGUAUCUGAGGACAUCUUGACAUAGAGGUCAAUGCUUGUGGUUUAAUAUAUCACAUGCUAAAUGUGAGUCAUAUUGGAAAUCCCUUCUUUCGACUUUAGAUUAACUGGUUAUUUUAAUGCCCCCGAAGGGAGUCGUAUAGUUUUCAACUGUCCGUCCGUUCGUUCGUCACAACGUUAACUUUUUGCAUGAAGGCAUUUUACUCGCGGACCACUGCACCCAGGACCUUUAAACUUCACGUGCUGAUAGUACUAAUUGAGUGCACGACCCCUACUGACUUUGGGGUCAGCACGUUAAAGGUCAAGGUCACAGGGGCCAAUGUUAACUUUUUGCAUGAAGGCAUUUUACUCCCGAACCACUGCACCCAGGACCUUCAGACUUCACGUGCUUAUAGUACUUAUUGAGUACACGACCCCUACUGACUUUGGGGUCACCAGAUCAAAGAUCAAGGCGCUGCGGGGGCAUUUGUCACCAUUAGUAAAAGCUUUUGUUUAUUUUGAAAGUGUAAAACUAUAUGGGCAGAUUAAAAGGAAAUUAUAUAAUUGGGUCUACAAUUUAAGUUUGAUUAUUGAACGGGCACUGAUUGUAGAAUGUGCAGUUUUAAACAUGCUGAAAUUGUAACGAUAUGAGCCGUGCCAUGAGGAAACCAACAUAGUGGCUUUGCGACCAGCAUGGAUCCAGACCUGCCUGCGCAUCCGCGCAGUCUGGUCAGGAUCCAUGCUGUUCGCUUUCAAAGCAUAUUGCAGUUAGAGAAACCAUUAGCGAACAGCAUGGAUCCUGACCAGACUGCGCGGAUGCGCAGGCUGGUCUGGAUCCAUACUGCUCGCAAAGACACUAUGUUGGUUUUCUCAUGGCGCGGCUCAUAACAUAGUAUAUACUCUCCGCCUACACUCAGUUCGUUUCUAAAGUGCUAAAUGACUAAGCGGCUUAAUUUGGCAGGGGGCGGAGGAGGGUGAGGACAGUCUAGAUCCCAAGUGUUUGUGGAGAUAUCAGAACAUUUUAGUAAUUUGAACCUCUAAACCGUUGAUGGACCACAAACGUACCCGUAGCUGUUCUUAGUCAUGUCUUAAAAUAGGGUUAACAGAUAUUAUGACUAUAGAUCGUCAAAUAUGCAUGCGUUUUCAGUAGAAUAUUUGAUAUAGGGACACCCGCAAAAUGUAUCGCUUAUUUUGAAAAAGAGUAUGUAAAUUAUUUUCAAACCAUCAGUGAACAAACACACGAGCUUUAAAUGUAUAUAUAUUCAAUACCCAUAUGUUAUUAAAAUAUUUUAUCUUUACUGUAGAAAAACCUCAUCAAACGUAUUUAACCUGUACUAACUAUAUGACAUUAGUUGUUUAUGGAGGACUGUAUUCAUAAUUAAAUGUCAUACAGUAGCAGAUUUUUGGUAAAAAGUAAAUCUUCAUGUUUUAGUGGGAGUGCACAUUUAUACUGCGCUCGGCUAUACAGGUAUCACACUCGGUGGACGGACAUUUUGGGCAAGUACGUUUUGGCGUAGGAUGUUUUGGCCAGGCAGAUUUCUGGAUAGGAUGUUUUCACCAAAAAUAAAUUGUGGUUCCAGAAUAUGCAAAAUAUGGUAUGGAGAUUAUACUAAAGAAUGUUAUAGUAUAACUGAACAAAUUAAAAUGAUAAUAAACCAACUCAUGUUAUUUUAAUUUUAUUUUUUAAAAUCUUUUUUUUUACAUGUAUAUAUACUUUUGUUAUCAUGAAAAAAAUGCUAAAUAAUUUAUUUGAAUUCAAUGUUUUUAUAAUGGUUGCAACGAACUAAUUAAUAAUUGCAAUUUCCUUCUCCAGUUUUCUGUAAUUAUUUGUUAAAUUAUUUUUCUUAAAAUGAUGUCUAACAACCCCAAUAAUCAAUUAUACUAUAACAUAUUAAUAUCCAGACCAUAUUUUGCAUGCUAUGGAAAUAAAAUGAUAAUUUUGGCCUAAACAUCCUACCCCAAAUAUUUGCCUGGCCAAAACAUUCUAGGCCAAAAAUCCUAGGCAAAAACGUACAGGCCAAAACAUCCGCUGGCCAAAACGUCAUACAUUCCUCACAGAAUAAUCAUUCCUGCUUCCAACCAAAUCACGUGACGGUGGUAAAACCAUGUGAUCUGAAAUUGGCUCUUAGCAACGCCUGGUCAAUCUAAAUAACUUUUACGAACAAAAUGGAAGUAUUCGGGGUAUUCAAGUGAUUCGUCAAAUUCUAUGACUAAUGCUCAAAAUACUGUCAAAUAAUUCGAUUGUUAACAUUUUAGCAGGUUACGUCGCAACAUCAUAAAAGAAGUACUUUAGUAUCAGUAGUUUACUUAUUACAUUUUUUUUUUGCUCGCAUUACACGCAAAAUAUAUAAUAUCUAAUUACAGAGAUUUAAAGUUUGUACAAAUAUAACUCGGCUGAAAUUCAGCCCAAUUUAUGUUACUAGUUCUAAUUAACACUGUGUUAGAGGGUGUACUAUCUUAAACCCAAUGCAUUGUAUAUUUACAUUAUACAAUAUAUAUAACAAUAAUGUUAACAUGAAAUUUUGGUCUAGUAUACCUUUAAAUGGAACCUUAAAGUUUCCUUGAAGAAUGUUUAAGUGAUCACGUGACAAAAAGGUAGAAAUUGGCUGUUGAAAUCACUGCAAGAGCGUUUCAAAAUUUUCUUGACUAGGCAACAUAUAAUUAAAGGCAAAGAAAGUCUCCUAUGUAAGUGAACUCUCCCCUCCCCCACUUCCCUUAAUGCCAGACAUCAUAAUCCCCAAUAAACAGGAUUCUGUCUAGUCCAGUCUGAUAAGGGUCCAUAACACCCCAGUAGACUUGACAUGUAGUCCAUGUCAGAGGAUCAUAAAUUUUAUUGAUAUGUACAGAUAAUUGGUUAUUUUCUGUGUUUUUCAUUUUAAUGAUUGAAAUGCAGCUUAUUCUCAGAAUAUUGUAUACACAAAGUUAUCUUAGUUGAUUGUCCUGACCAAUUCAAUUAACUCUUACAGCAAAGCAAUUCUCACCAUUUAUAAGAAAACUCUCACCUUUUUUUAAAUAAAAAAUAAAAUACAAUGUGUACAUGUAAUGAUUGAAAACUAUAUGAGAAAAGUAUUUUUUUAUUCAUUUAUGAUGAUAUUUUUUAUAAGUAAAAUAAAUAAAACCAGAAAAAAUAACUAUUGCAACUGAAAGGUGCCUGAAUGCAUUUUCUUUUAUCUUUAAUAAAAAAUCAAGCAAUAAUUAGAUAUUAUUGUAAAAAAAAAACUUUAUUUAUUAAAAAGAUACGCUGUUGUAUCUGAUCACUUUGUUUGUUUAGCCCUAAUUUAAUCAGGCUUUCUAAAUUCGUUAAAAAUGUGAGAACUGGUUUGCUAUAAACUUUAAGGUGAAAAUGAUCACCUGCAAUGUAUAUACUGCACAGUAGCUAUACAGUAGCUUAUUAUGAUAAACAGAAGCAAGUCUAUCAAUGGUCCAGUCUUUUAUAUGACCCUUAUCGCCAAUACGCAGACCUUAUCAUCCCCACAGGCCACAUACCUGACAUACCAGAAUCAGUGUCUUUAACAUAAAAAAUUAUGUUUAAAACAUUUCUGCUAAUUUUUUACUUACAUACUACUUUGUAUUCAAUUUAAUACUUUUGAUAAAAAAUUUAUUUUUGUAUACGGUUCAUAAUUCCUUUUUGUUAGGAUUAGAUUGUUUUCACGUUGUUUUUGUUAUAGUGAAAGACAUGUAUACAUAUAGAAAUAAAUACUUGAUAUCGUCA